UGCUUGCUGGCCUGGUGCAGAAGGUCUGGCUCCCCAAAGUUCUCCAAGCUCCAGCAGUGAACAUGGCUGGGCUCCUGGGGCUCCAGCUGCUCCCCAUGCUCCUUGUGCUCCCCUGCAACCUGGCUGCCCAAGAGGUCUGGCAGUCCCCCACCUACACGGUCGCUUUAGAGGGGGACUCUGUCAACAUCACCUGCUCCACCCUGGGGCCCCUGCUUGGCAUCUACCUGAAGCAAAGGUGGCCGAAGCUCAGCAACGUGAUUUACUAUGAAAACGGGAGGGAGCCCACCGUGGACCAGCGGUUCCAGGGCCGCAUCACCUUCUCAGGGCUGCAGCACAACCUGACCAUCAGCAUGCACCACCUGCAGCUGGCCGACACCGGUGACUACGCCUGCCAGGCCAUCAUGAAUAACGAGGUCUGGGGGCCCGGGACCUUGGUCGUGGUGACAGAAAAACUGCCCCAAACAGAGAACACAUGCCAGGAGACUCAGAGGAUACACUUUGCCCUCCCCACGGCCCUGGCUGUGGGCUUCUUCCUCGUCGGUCUGGGGCUGGGAGCAGUGUGUGUGCUGAGAAGGACACAGAUCCAGAAACUUUGCUGUGCGAGGGAUAAGAACUCGGCGUGUGUGAUCUACGAGGACAUGUCCCACAGCCGCUGUAACACCAUGUCCAUCCCCAACCAGUACCAGUGAGCCUGGCAGGACCCCAGGCCUCCCUCUGUCCAGCAGAGCUCUGGGCAGACCAUCCAACCCAGCAUGGACACACAGGCAGCUCCCCACAGCAGUCAGGCUGCUGCUGCCUCCUCCAGGCAGCCCUCCUUGCCUGCCUCCCACCCUUGAGGCUGCUCCUGGCACCUUGGAGCCACCGGGAAGGAAGCUUUUCUGUCGUCCUGCUGCCUUGACCCUUCCACGGCAGAAGAGGCUGCUCUGAAGGAGGGACUUGGGCCUGGGGCAGCAGGCAGCUGGGGGGUCUGGGGAGGCUGGGGGCUGAGCGCUGACCCCAGCCCAGCCUUGCCAGAAGUAAAGGGCUUCUCUUCUCCCCUUUCCAACUCCAGUGUCUAUUUCUCAGCCAGCUUAGAGUCGAGGAGGGGAGGCUUGCCUGACACCCUCCCUAGAGUCUCCAAGGACUUUGACAGCCUAAGGGAUUAUGUGUGAGGUUUUCAGGAAGGAGGGAGGGGCAAGGGGACACACACUCACUCCAGCCCCUGUUUAGGCUGGAGAAGGGGCAAAUCAACCAGAGUCCUCCUGGCCUCACUAGCCUCCACCACGGGGUGACGUGGGGAUGGAGGAAGGGGAGCUAGCAGCAGUGGUCUGGGGGUCUUAAUAGAGGGCCACUCCCGGUGUGCGCUCAUGUUGGGGUGCGAUGGGACCUUGGGGAACCGACCUUGGGGAAACAGGCGCGCCAAGAGUGGAUGUGAACCAUGGCUGCGUCCUCCUGGACUCGGGGCCAAGAAACAGCAGACCAUGCUGCCCACCA
This is a messenger RNA of Balaenoptera ricei (Rice's whale), 1473 nucleotides long. Its product is annotated as T-cell antigen CD7-like. The transcript is spliced from 5 exons. Gene Ontology annotation, cellular component: membrane. Lineage: Eukaryota; Metazoa; Chordata; Mammalia; Artiodactyla; Balaenopteridae. The record is from RefSeq and is a predicted model, not a curated record. Gene Ontology annotation, molecular function: cytokine activity; signaling receptor activity. Bases 63 to 689 code for a protein of 208 amino acids. Gene Ontology annotation, biological process: adaptive immune response.